This is a messenger RNA of Pelobates cultripes (western spadefoot toad), 35244 nucleotides long. The record is from the annotation of a GenBank genome assembly. NCBI's taxonomy places the organism in Eukaryota, Metazoa, Chordata, Amphibia, Anura, Pelobatidae.
CGCCUGCGCACUAAUCUACACCGUAAGUAUUACACGGAAAUAGAUGUACUGUAAUUGUACAUCUUUAUUGUAUCUUUCUGUACAGUGGACGCCAAGUAACUCUGCCUAUCACAGUGAUAAUGUAUGUGUUGUGUGGAGCUUUGCGUUGCACUCAAAGAAAAUAAAUCUAAUUUCGUGCUUUUUUUUUUUUUACAUGGAUAUUCCUGAUAAAGUAGGAGCUUGCUCUGUGCUUUAAGCCCUUCACCAUUUGCAUUUAACUUGUUUUGUUAGCUUUUCUCUGGGAUUCACUGUAUUAUGAGCUAUAUUUUUUUCAAGUAAGGAAUAUAUAUUCCCUUUAACUCUGUUGUGAGCAUAUUUUCAAAACCUGGAUUAGUUUUUAUGUUUUUGUACUUUAAAUCACAGAACAAAAUGCAGUUGAUGAAUAAUAUUUCAAUAUCUAUAUCCCUUAUUUUUUUCUUUAAAAAAAAAUUCAUGUCUCCUUUUGCCUUUCACUCACUACAUUAGUAAAUAUUAUCAGACACUGCCACAGGUUUCUCUUGCCCCUACUUAUGUGGCAUAUUUAAGCAUCGUCUCUAUUUAACAGUUUUUUUAAAUUGACAACAGUAUUGUAAAUUUUAAGUUAAAAUAAGCAUGAACUAUUCUGAUGGUUUUGGUCUAAUUUCUGCUGUGUUAUUGUCUGUUAAUCACAAGUAUUUUUGUAAUAUCAUAUUUAGAUUUCCAUGCUUGGAGAUCAUGUCAGCAAACCCCCUUUUUUCAAGUAAGAAGAGAGACAACUCAACAUUGUUUGGGGGUGGGCAUCUGCGUUCAAGCACCUCUUUUAACGCGCAGCAAGCUAGUGACAUCACAAACAAUGACAGAAGCAAGUGCCCACCACCAAAGCGUUAUAGGACAGACACUGUGCCAGAGAUAAAAACAAUGGCAGACCCUUUCUGUGACAAUGAAGAUUUUACAGCUGAUGAUCUUGAGGAGAUUGACAUUUUGGCCUCACAAGCAUACACACAGGAUUCAGAAGUGACGGAUUGCCAUACUGAUCACAUCCAAAGCAGAAAAUUAACAAACAAACAAGCAACCAACAUCGGAAACAAAACCACACACCAAACCUGCCAGCAAAGGCCACCUAGUGAUCCUCUAGGUAGGUGAAAUAUCUGGUAUAUGUAUUGCUUACUAUUUCUAGUUGGUGGAACUCUACAUGUUAUUUUUAAAUUCUUGGGUCUUUAACCCCUUAAGGACCAAACUUCUGGAAUAAAUGGGAAUCAUGACAUGUCACACAUGUCAUGUGUCCUUAAGGGGUUAAAGAAGUUAAAAUGCAUAUCUCACAUCAAAAUGUGUAAAAUACCCAGAUGUUACUAAUAUCAUGACACAAAGUCAUGAUUUUAUUAAAGACACGGAGGGUCAUAUUAUGCUGCACUCAUCCUUUAAUUCCCUCCGCAGUAAAGCAAGAUAACAUUAACAUAGCUGAAAAAACAUAGUUGGAAAAAAAUAAAUAAAACAUCCUGUACAUAGAUCAUAUGCAUAACAACACAUCAUCCAAUGAAAUACAGGCUCAAUCCUAUUUAAGGCAGGACCUAUCUCUCCAUUUCCUCUUUCUGUUGAUCCCGAAGCUAAAUCAAUUCCAACUUGGCGGAACAAUAUAAUCCAAAUAGCAGGACAAACUUCAAUGAACUGUAGAACCAUGUAUCAAAGUUUUGAACUUUCAGGGAAGUUGUCCGUGAAGCAAGUUAGGCUUAAAGAAAAGAAACAGUAUGGUAAUAACUGGGAGUACCAAGUAUGCGCAAUCCUCAUCACCCACAAUUAUAGUAACCAAUAGGUAAGUAUAUGAAAUCGGUAGUCAAAUAGGUUAGUAAGCAACAUAAAUAUUAGAAACCAUGCACUACGUGUCAAACGCAAUCACCUUACCCUUAAUGAAACACAUCAUAGCCAUGGAAACAAACAAUCUACUUACUGUAUCCCAGUAGAGAUAGUUUAAUGGAGGGGGGGGGGGGAACAAUACUCGUCUCCGUGUCUUUACGUCAUGAUAUUAGUAAAAUCUGGGUAUUUUAUUAAAGACACAUAUUAUGCGUGUUCAAAGCUGGUCAAUAACUUGUUCAGAAAAAUGGCUAAUGGGUUUAAAAUAGAAAUACCUGAAAAAAGAUUCUGAAGACCAGCCACAGAAAGUCUGAGUUUGAAGGCGAGGGCUUGCAAUCACAGACUUCCCAAUGGAGCUCAAUGAGAAAGUCUGUGCAAGGCAUGUGCUCUGAGCAAUUGCCUGCGUUUUGAGUUUAGCUCCUCUGUGCUAACCAAACCAAGAAAUCAUAAAUCAGGAUGUCUGAUUAACAGCUGUGGGGGUGUAACAAGGUUAACUUAUAAGAGAAAGGAAGACACACAUAAAGCACUUCAGCAAAAUGAAGUGCUCAAAAGGUCUGGAGUGUCCCUGUAAGUACUCUUUGUCCACUUGAAGCGCAUGUAUUCAGUGGGCAAAUAGGUAUAUAUUCUAGGCAGAGCGAGGUUUAACCAUGUGGUUGCUAGCCAGAUGCUUUUUUUUUUUUAAAGAAAUAUAUAAAAAUGUGUAUGAGGGUCACAGGGGUAUUUGUAAUAUCUUGGCACAGAUAUCAGCUGUUUGGCAGCUUUUGGUACGGAUGAAAUUCAGGCUCAUUUGGGGCCUGCUCUGAAAAAUCUGGGCACUGUUAAAUAGUGUGAGCAAUGUCUGAAUUUUGCAGUUCCAAUGGCCCCAUACUACACCAAAUGGUUUUGCCUUAUUCAAUAUAGUUCCGCUCAGACUUAAGUGAUUAACCCUGUAUAUCGCUUGUUACUUACGCUAGUUUUCCAGAAAAUGUCACUCACUUCUACUUUGUCAAAUUACUUGAAUAUUUGUGAUUAAAAAUGACUCUGAAUUAAAUGUAACUUUAGUCACUGAAAAAUGUUAAUUUGUACAGUUUGAUUUACCAAAUAUAACAGUGCAGUGCCUGAAUGUCUGGUAACUGUACUGUGUUGUAUGUUUGUUACUAUGGCAUGUUUACAUAUUAUAUAACAAUUCUUGUUAUGAAGUGAGACUUACUGUGCAGACAUUAGGAAUUAUAGUAGGGGUGUUGGUGAGAGGAAGGGGGCUGACUCUUUUGUAAUUUAUUACUGUUAGAUCUGAAUGCCGGGGCUUGUGAGAGAAAUUCACUCUGUGAGUGUGUACAUGUAUAAUAUUGUGUGUUGGGCCACCAUCCAGUCGUGGCAUUGAACUGACUGCUCAAGGAGUAUAUAAGCCAAGCCUUGAGCUCUGUAAGGGGCCCCAAAAUUUCCAAAGGGGGUCUUGAUUGUGUGCAUAUGAGUAACAGUGUGUGCGUGUGUAUUUAUGAGUAUGUGUAACAGUCUGUGUAUCUGUGAAGACAGGCAAGUCAUCAAAAAAGGAAAAUAUACAAAAUAUGUAUUUUACCAGUUAGAGUUAAAUAAAAAAAAUGGCAAAAUAACAGAACCGUAACCUUCAGUGCCUCAGCGGAGCAGACCUUGUAGAUACGCAUUUCAUUUCAAAUUAAAGUUUUCAAGAUGGUAAGGUCUAUGAUGUGGGUUAAAUAGGAAAACAGUCUCACAGCGCCCCAUUAAUAAUCUGGCAAAACUGCUUGCAGAUCUAAAUGCCAUAAAGGAUUCUAUUUGAACACAACCAGUUACAAAUGCUUACUCGCAGUGAUACAAAUCUAGUUACAAUAUGCAAAGGCUCCCUUACAAAAUUAUUGCCUAGUCAAAAAAAGUAUAUAUAAUUGAGAGAAAAACGCCUGGUGAGUUCUAUUAAGUGGUCCUUAUUUUCAUGGUUUGUGUGUGUUUGAGCUUGUAUAUGUGUAAUAUUGCGUAUAUAUGUGUACCAGUGUGUGUGUUUCUCUGAGUAUGUGUAACAAUUUGUAUCUAUUUUGUAUCUAAUUUUUUUUUGUGUGUGUGUGUAUAUGAAUGUAUAUCUAUCGGCAGAGAGUGAGGCGGGACAUUGGGUGGAGAUUGAGCGGAUUUAGGGUAAAUGUAGGAGGGGAUAUCAAAUAUAUAUUUAUGGUUUAAGCCCCAGAUUGUUUACCCACUUAGCAGCACCCUUGUAAAGUUCAUGCCUUAUUUGCCAUACUUGUCAUGUAGCUUUUAAAAAUAAUUUGUUACAGAGCAAAUCAUGUCUGUUAAAGUACCUAGUUGCUUCAGGAUUGAAUAAUUGUGAUUAUCCUUGAAUUUUAAUAUACAAAUUUAUUUCUAUAGAGUCCUAUGAAGAUAAAUAUAUCUUUGAACAGAAGGGUUUGCAAACUGAUUAUGAAGAUCUGAAGCAGAAGGUAGGAUUUUAUUAUUGUACACAGCUAAUUCUAUAUUAAACAGAAAACUCUCUUACUCUAAUUGCCCAAAAGGAGUGAUGUGACUUCCAAUUAUUCUGGCUUUAUUAUAUUUCAUUCUUGAUAAUUACCCAAUUUCUGUUGUAAGACAUUUUGCUCAGUUGACUCUUUAUAUGAUUUACUGGGUUAAAAUAUAUAUAUAUAUAUAUGAUAUAUUUUUAUUUAUUUAUUAAAUGUGGAUUUUUAGUGUGGAACAAAAACGUAGCCUUUUGUCUGUGUCUUAACCCCGGCCUGUUUUGGCCAUGUUGUACGUUAAGGACCAGGGCUCUUUUAACACUUUUGUGGUGUUUGAUUUUAGUUGUAAUUUUCCUCUCUCUCAUUUACCGUUCCCAGACAAGUUAUAUAUUAUUUUUUUAGGACAAAAAGGGCUUUCUUUACAUACCAUGAUUUGUAUCAUGUCAUAUACUUUACUUAAAAAAUAAAAUAUGGUGAAAAACUGAAAAAAACAUUAUUUUUUUUUUAUUUUUUUUUACUUUUGCUUGAAAAAUCUUUUACUUACCUAUGAAAGCUAAUAAAAAAAAAACUGCUAAAUAGAUUCAAAAUUUUGACCUGAGUUUAAAAACACCCAGUGUUUUACUUUUUUUGCAAGUUAUAGGGCUGUAAGUACAAAUAGGAAAUUGAUGUUUCAAAAUAUAUAUAUUUUUAAAAUGUAUCAAUAGUGACAUUGUAACACUGUUAUCUGUCAUAAAAUUCUCUGAAUCACACCCCACAUGUACAUAUUUUUAUAAAGUAGACAACCCAGGGUAUUCAAUAUGGGGUAUGUCCAGUCUUUUUUUUAGUAGCCACUUAGGCACAAACACUGGUCAAAGUUAGUGUUCAUAUUUGUCUGUGUGUGGAAAAAGUAAAAAACUAAAUUGAACGCUAAUUUUGGCCAGUGUUUGUAACUAAGUGGCUACUAAAAAAGACUGGACAUACCCCAUUUGCAAUACCUUGGGUUGUCUUCUUUUGUAAAUGGUAUGCCAUCAUGGGGGUAAUUCUCAUUCCUGGGCUACCAUAUGGUCCCAAAGGCAACAUAACCAACCUGGCAAUUUUCAAUGUAAAAAUAUUUGACCCUGUAACCCAAAAACGCUAUAAAACCUGUACAUGCGGUUACUAUAAUACUCGGGAGACUUUGCUGAACACAAAUAUUACUGUUUCAAAACAGUAAAAUGUAUCACCACAAUUAUAUCUUCAGUGAAAAUGGUGUUUGUGUGUGAAAAAUGCAAAGAAAAGUCACUUUCACUGACAAUAUCAUCGCUGUGAUAUGUUUUACUGUUUUGAAACUAAUAUUUGUGUUCAGCAAAGUCUCCUGAGUAAAACAGUACCCCCCAUGUACAGGUUUUAGGGUGUCAUGGAAAGUUACAGGAUUAAAUACAGUGCUAGCAAAUUAAAUUCUCUGGACUUUCGGCCUAGGUUGUCAAGCAGGUCCCUCAAAUUGCAAUCAAGAAAAUUACUUAAUUAUGUAAAAAUAUUACAUAAAUACGCACGUAUAAUUAAAAAAAAAUUAAAAAUAAUAAAUAUAUAUAUAUAUAUAUAUAAUGCAUAUUUUAUAUAUUUGAAGUCUACAUGUAUAUUUAUAAAAUUAUUUAAGUAAUUUUGCAUAUGGAUAUAUAUAUAUUUUGUAUUUUGAUUUAUUUAUAUAUACAUAGAUGUAAAUAUUUCAUUCUAAGUGUAUUUUGAUAUAAAUAUAAAAAACACAGAAUAAAAUUUCAUAUAUUGGAAGGCGGGGCCUGAAGUUGUGGGAGGGGAUUUGUCCCUUUAAAAGGGAGUCCCCCUCCUUACUUACCUGCUGGUCUAGACGUUCUUUUGACUGAUUGGUUGACGGCACUUCCAGUUUCCAGCACUGAACGUUUGUUUUUCGCAGCACUCAGUUCUCCUAACAGCUGGUCGGUUGUUUCACUCCGCCAAACACUCUGCCGUCCGUUACGGGACUUGCUUGCCCAAAUAGUGAGUACAGCAGACUGGUAUCGUACCCGUCUGCAUGUUAAUCCUAGCCUGACCCGCCGGUGUGUUACACACACCAGAGAUACGGCAGACCACCCACGGACUGACCGCAGGUCACGGAGGUCUGGGGUAUCCCUGCAAACUGCCUCCACCGGCUUGCGUUAGCAAGUCUCUUUGUGGCAGAGUGUCACAGGAAGGUUCAGGGACAGUUAAGGGUGGUGGAUUACCAACAAGGUGCAUCUAAAGCCCGGUUUCUUCCUCCAUAUACCGGCGUAUACCCGUAGAUACAGCCACAGGAUCUCGGUACAUCAGCCUGCCUGCCUCUUUUAAACAAGCAGGCAGACAGGUUACAUAUGAUAGGGAAACUACUCCCAUCACUCUCAAGGCAGUCAUGGCCUACAAAUACCCGGCAGAGCUAGAGUCACUGAGCUAUAACCCCCAGCUUCUAAUGAAAGCCAGCAGGGCUAGAAUAUGCUGCACAUAAUCAAUCUCAUCUUUGAACAAAAAACAUACCAUACAGUAUGCAAAACAUACAGACCUAAUCUGUGGAAAGAAGCUGACAUUCUCCAACAACACACUUUCUCCUCCCUAACAUUCUUGCACUUAGGUAGGCGUAAUGAGGCACAUACUGUAGAAACAAUUAAGCCAGUUAUGGUUCGGUUGGAAGCUGGCUGCAUAUAUACAAUGUUUGUCUUUUUCAUAAAAAUACAAUGUCAGCCAAUGUGUCUCUCAUGUUCAGCGCUCAUAUCUAUAAAUCGUGUUAUGUUACAGUAUUAAGUACACUCCGCUCCCUCCUCGGCCCCCCUUUCUCACUCACCCUCCUCUUACAUACCAUCAGAAGGGGAACCGCUCCCUCCUCAGGUGCAGGUCAGCCGGAAAGCACAACCAAGUAUAGCACUGCAGGCGGCAAUACAGGCUGUAACCUCUAGAGGCAGUACACGCAUACCACUCAAUGCAGUCUAGGGGUUAAUUAUACUUGGCAUAUUUUAAGUUAAUUAUAUGUGUUGAUGCAAUAUUUAUUAAAAUACUGCUUAGGAAUGACCAAAGUCUCAUUUUAAAAAUAUACAUGACUGGUUAUUUAUAUAUGUGGAUAUAAGUACAAUAUGCAUAAUGAUGAAUGAUAUUCCUCUCGGGAGGUUAAUUAUACCACUAAAAGUUACGUUACAACGCUACCUGAUUAAUCAGGAACUAAUUGCCCAGGGUAUAUAUACCGUAUACUCACACCGUGGGUCUUCAUUAUAUCUGCAGACCUCCUUACGUGAUUCUAGAACCAUAUUACAAACUCUUUAUUCAGUGGCCUUAUAUCCUGAUUCUCCUGGCAGGGUUCAGAGACUGAGACAAAGACCAGAUAUUGUGUUGCUUCCUUUGGUGCGUUCACUAUAUGAACAACGCACGUUUCGUUAAAUCAGACACUAGACACUCAGUGCAUACGUACACACAUGGUGCCAGGCAGACAUUUGCUAUACUGCUAUAAGGGAUUUACGAUCAAGCUGCUGACCAGUUAUCUUGUCUUCAGUUUCAGGCGUACAGGAGGUCCUUAACAAACUACCUCACCGAUAGCCACGAUCGCUCCACAACUCCAUGAAUUACAUAUGGAAUAGAAGAGUUGCACAGUCACAGCAAGAAUUCACACAGUUGGCCCUCACAGAAUACACACACUACUAUAAAGGAGUUUACGGCAUACAGCUAAGUUCAUGUCAGAUCACCACCUUACAAACUGGUUCAAGAAUACAACAUUGGGGGAUUUCGACAUUUUUUUGCCACAUCAAAAUAAAUGUCACACAACAUUAUUAAGUUAUAUCUCCCGGACAUUCUACACCACAUGUGUUCAAUUACAAACACCAUUCUCAAAACUGCCAUAUACUUGGCUUUUAUGGUUUCCUAUGACCCAGAGAAUUUACCAUCACUGGGCAACACGAUUUCAAGCUUUGCCUACGGUAUUCUAACCUGUCCAAAUACAGGAUCACUACGUAUUAAAGUGCCCCCACCCUCAGGGUCCCCCUCCUGCCCGGCUCUGGAAAGGGGAAAAGGGGUAAAACGUACCUUUUUCCAGCGCUGGACGGGGAGCUCUCUGCCUCCGAUCCUCCUCCGUUCCUCCCCGUCGGCUGAAUGCGCACGUGCGGCAAGAGCUGCGUGCGCAUUCAGCCGGUCGCAUAGGAAAGCAUUAUCAAUGCUUUCCUAUGGACGCUUGCGUGCUCUCACUGUGAUUUUCACAUUGAGAAUCACGCAAGCGCCUCUAGUGGCUGUCAAUGAGACAGCCGCUAGAGGAUUUGGGGGAAGGCUUAACCCUUUCAUAAACAUAGCAGUUUCUCUGAAAUUGCUAUGUUUAUAAAAAAUGUGUUAACUCUAGCUGGACCUGGCACCCAGACCACUUCAUUAAGCUGAAGUGGUCUGGGUGCCUAGAGUGGUCCUUUAAGCUUACCAUCAACUAAGACCAGCCAGAGGGGUCACGAGGUGCUUAUGCAGUAUUACCCCACCUACAAGGCAUACCUCAGCCGACACAGAAAUUAAGAAAUGCAUUUGUGUAAUGUCACCGUAAUACGCUAACUCCAUGUCUUGUGUUUUCGUAUAAAUAUCUUUAACACUAUAUGGGUAUUCCUUUUGCCCACUUAUUUACACGCCUACCACACACGUCGGUUUCGGGGCCUGAAGUUGUGGGAGGGGCUAUGUCCCUUUCUGUAAUAGCCUUUAAAUAGUCUAUAGAGUUUACUAAAUGAUAGACUGAGAUCCCCCUCCUUACUUACCUGCUGGUCUAGACGUUCUUUUGGCCCACCCUCCUCUCCCUCUAUUCAAUACUAUUUAAGGUAGGCCCACUUAUUUACAGGCCUACCACACAUGUCGGUUUCGGCACACCUCUACCGACUUUAUUAUUAUUGUGAUAAGUAUACUCACUUGCUAUUUCAUACUAUAUUGAAAUAGCCCUGAACACAAAUAUAAAUAAAUAUAGAUAUAUAUAUAUAUAUAUAUAUAUUUGUGUAAUGUUACCGUAAUACGCUAACUCCAUGUCUUGUGUUUUAUAUAUGUAUGUAAUUUUUUUAUUGUUUUUAAGUUCGUUUUUUUUAUUUUAACUUACUUAUUUGUAUUAUAUAUAUAUAUAUAUAUAUGUGUGUGUGUGUGUGUGAUUUGAUUAUAAGUGUAUUUUUAUAUUAAUAUAUGUAUAUAUUAGUAUAAAAAUACACUUAGUAUGACAUUAUAUAUAGAUAUAUAAUUAUAUUUGUAUUAACAUUAACAUUUUUUUUAUUUUACACUUGCAGGGAGACUGCCUGUCAGCACAGGCAGUCCCCCUGCAGGCACACACUUGGACACCUAUUGUGACCAUGUGACUGCUCUGUUGAGCGAUGACGUGGCCGCGCAUCCUAUUUUGCCGCAAGAGAUUGCCUGGUCUGUCAGGCAGUCUCCCCACACUGGAAUCAAUGUCGAUCCCCACAGGGGGAACGACGGUGAUCAGGUAAAUACAUAUUACCAUUAUGACGGUUCAAGACCGUCACCGUUCAUCAAGGGGAUUUUUUCAAUGACGGUCCUGAACCGUCACCGGUCGUAAAGGGGUUAAAUAAACCGUAUGUAAACAAAAACACUUCAUAUUAAAACAUAUUUAUCGUUAAGCCAACCUCUAAAGUCAUGGAGGAUAAAAAUAAAUAAAUUUCUGUUCGACGUAAGUGAGUAACUAAGUACCAAUAUUGAUAACGUGAAUCCCUUUCUGUAAUAGCCUUUAAAUAGUCUAUAGAGUUUACUAAAUGAUAGACUGAGAUCCUUCACUUUGUAAUGUAUUAUCCUCAAAAGGACACUAUUGUCACCAAAACAACUUCAACUUAAUGAAGCAGUUUUGGUGUAUAGAACAUGCCCCUGCAGUCUUACUGCUCCAUUCUCUGCCAUUUAGGAGUCUAAUCGCUUUGUUUAUGCAGCUCUAGUCACCUCCCUGCAUCUAACUUGCACAGCCUCCCUAAACACUGAUAUUCACUGAAUAUCAGAUAUUCUAGGUUCCUGUAUUGCACGUGUUCCAUUGGCUGCUCUACAUUGAUAAGGGGAACCACCAGCCCCACAUAUUAUCUGGGGAGGCACCUUAUGAAUGCUCUUCUAUUUCCAUCAUCUUGUGAGUGCAUCCAUUUAAAGCGCACAAUUCACUGUAUAUACUGUAUUACACUAUUGUGUUUUUUCUUUAUAUGUUCUCUCUAUAGACUGUACAGCCGUAUCCCUUUUCUGUUUGUGGUUCUAUCCUGUAUUGCACAGUCUGUUUAAUCUGGAAUUUCUUAUCUCUACCUCUGUUAAUAGCCUUCUGUACCACUCAGGAGCCUCCUGUCUGUGAUUAAAGUUCAACUUACAGAGAAGGAGACAAAAACUUCUAAAGCAAGUUAGCAUCUGAUUAGUGAUGAAACAAUUUUCUAUGCAGGCUGCUUCAGUCACAGCCAGGGGGUGUGAAAAGGACUGCAUACAGAGAAACACAAGUGUCUUAACUGCUAAAUGGCAGGAAAUUGAGCAGAGAGACUGCGAGGGCAUGAUCUAUUGCUUCAUUAAGCUAAAGUUGUUUUGAGGCCUAUAGUAUCCAUCCAUAGUAGUCAUCGAUGCUCUCCGUACCAUCAUUAUUACAUUUUGCAAAUUCUCUAAUAAUGGAUACCUUAAAAAACCCAGAAUAUGAACCCAAAUGGAAGAGUAUAUUAGUAAAGUUGGGAAAUCUAAACAAGCUAAAUAUAUACACAAAUAGUCACAUACAAAGUACACUAAAAUGCUGUAAUGACUGUUCCCUAUUCUCUAUCACCAGAUAAAUAGUGUAGGAAAUCGGAAUAACACAAUUAAUUGUCAGCCUGUUACAGCACAGAAUUACUGGUUAUUCAAGAAAUAAAUCAAGAAGGAGAAAAGUAACAAUACAUCAACAAAAUGAUCUGUGUAUGCACAUGUAGCAAACUAAUUGCAAAUUACCUAAAGCACUUGUUUUAGCUUUCUCUCAUAGUCUAGAAAAGUCACUAAAACCCUUAGGCCAGAUGAUUCACUAUUGAUGUAUUUCCGUUGGCUGAUCACUAGAGGUCACUGUUUCAUCCAAAUAGUGUAUAUAAAUUAAGAUUUCAAGUUAUAAUAAUAAUAAUAAUAACAACAACAACGUAUUUAACCAGGAAAGGUGCAUUCAGAUUACUCUGGUUUUCAAGUACGUCCUAGGGAUAUUACCUUAGCCCAGCACCCAGGGGAUGUUACUAUUAUCCAAUUUAAUGAUACUCAUUUUAUCUACCUCGGAAGGAUGAAAGGCUGCCAGCUAUACAACACAGAGUUGUUGGUGAACUGAAAAAAAUAAAAAUAAAAAAUAGAAAGAGAGGGAAAAGGUUAAGUCGUAGUAGUUGAACAAAAUAGUCUGCGCACUCUUCGCGCAAUAUUUAGCCUUUUUCUGUGUUAAUUAUUCUGUCAUUUGAUUGCUAGAUGCAAGCCCAUUUUUUAUAUUGUUUUGGUUCUGCAGAUGAAGGAACUACAAGACCAAGUAGUUAUAAAGAAUGGAGAAAUUAAAGUAUUGCGGGAUGCUCUGCGUCAAACGGAGUCUAAUUUUGAACAGCAGAAAAUUUCACAAGUGUUGUCGGAAAAAGAAAAGGCACAAAUCUAUAGUGAAAAGGAAAAAGACCUGUUGAAAAAGGUAUUCCAUCUUCAUGCACAUGUUCUUUUGCCUUACAGAUAAUGGAAUUUGGAAUGAUUGAAUAUAAUUUGUUUAUGUUGUAUUUAUUUAUUUAUAAACAUUCACAUUAUAGUCUGAUUAUAUUCGCACAAUCUCAUAUAUAUUGAAAUUCUAACAUUUAAAGAUUGGCUUUGAUAAAAGCUCCCUCCAAUAACAUACUAUUUCUGCAGACAUUUUUCUCCACUUAUCUAUGAUACUAAAAUGCCUGAAUACGCAACAUUCCAUGUAUUCCAUAUGUAAGUUUUAUAACCCCUUAAUUACCAAAGCUUUUCAGGGAUUCCCUGUGCUUGGGAUGAAGGCUUCUUAGGCACUUUUGCUAUACAAUGUUUUCUUUAAAAUGUCAUCCAUGUGCAUAAUUUUUUUUUUAAGGUACAGAUCAGGCAUUAGGCCAUUUUCUAUUUAUUUUUUUUCUUACUAUUUGGCUUAUAAUUAUUUAAACAUAACUAGUGCAACUAUUUAAUAAUAACUAAAGAUACAUUCACUCACUUGCACUGAAUGCCAAUAUGUCUAGGAUUUUGAUUAGUUAUUUGUAAGUUGUAAGACCUAUACUGCAAGGGAUUAGGUUUUUUUUACUGUCAUGGCGAUAGGUCGUGUUUCACAGGAGCGCCUAACAAAACUGUGCAUAAACUUCACUUAUUGGCAUUUCUAAAAACCUAUUCUUGUACCGCCUAAAAGACAUACCGGCCUGAGAACACUUCCCAUAGUCAUUUGCUGCUGUUUGUCCGAAGCUUCUUACCGCCAUUUGAGAAAGGCAGCUGGUCUCCCGGCACAGCCCAGGCAAAAUUCCACCAAAUGGACGCUGGCACCCCGCAACCCCCUCUCCUAUUGGACCGGUGAGGGUGAUCCUGGUUCCAUCCAUGAAGGCUUCCCAGACAUGUUGAGAUGCUGUGGUGGUGCUGCAUUUACUGACUGUCCCGAAAGUCCAGGCCUGAGCAAAGCAGAAACCAAAAUCAACAUGGCAUCUUAGUAAAUAUGAGACAAGUAUGGGGUUAACACAGCAGGAAGAGUUGUAGAGCAGACACCAACAAGAGCUACGGGACCAACUCCUUACACAUUCAGCACUGAGCCUGAAGAUCUCCAUGAACCUGGUGGACUGUAUCCAGCUCGCAACAAGCAAGGCUGAACAGCUCGCCACACAUACUGCAGCAUUCUACCACCUCUUAAAGGAAAUAUCUUUGAUUUUAAUUUACUUUAUAAUCGUUUCCUUUUAUGUCUCACUUAUCUGAAUGAUCGCAUAAUACCUGGGGGACAGUAUAGAGUGGAACGCUUUGUGUGGUUUAAUGGUUAUUAAGCAUGCUCACAUUUAUUCUCUCUUACAAUACGCUAAGUGCAUAAAAGUAGCUUGUUCCCUUUUCUUGUGUUUUCUACAUAGUGAACUGUUAUUUUUAUUGUUUUAUUUUAAUUCUAAUUUAAAAUGAAACCUUAAAAUACCAUGUGUGAUAUGUCUGGUUACUUAUGUUCAGCAAUUUGCUAUGAUUCUUGUACAUCCACUUCAUGUCUCUGCAUAAAUGUCGCAUUGUUCAACUUCUGUUAUUAUGCCUCAAUAAAAACUAUGACUGACAAAAAGGAUCCCGUUGUGCAAGCAUGUCAAACUCAAAGGCUAACAAGGGCCAAAUAAACAAGGUUUAAAGGAACACUAUAGUGCAAGGAAAACAAACUCGUUUUUCUGGCACUAUAGGGUUAUUAGGUCCUCCCCUCCCUUGGAGUCCCCCUCCCGCAGGGCUGAAGGGGUUAAAACCCAUCCAGCCACUUACCUUAAUCCAGCGCCAGGCUCCCUUGGCGCUGGUGACCUCUCCUCCCUCUGCCGUCGUCAGUUUCGAAUGCGCAUGCGCGGCAAGCAGUGCGGGGGCAUUAAAACCACACAUAGGAAAACAUUACCCAAUGCUUUCCUAUGGACAUCCAGCAUCAUCUCAAUGUGAUUUCACACUGAGAAUCGCUGUGUUUUCAGCUGCAGGGUUAAAACUAGAGGGACCUAGUGGACCUAGAGGGGCUGAAGUGGUCUGGGUGCCUAUAGUGGUCCUUUAAGUUUAUGAUGGCUGCAAAAAAAAAAAAAAAAACUAAUAUAUUUCAGUUUUCAUAGAACGUAGGUUUACUUAGAAAACUACAAUAUAAAAAAAAGUUGCUUAACUAACACUGAAUGUCCUCAUGCUCGUAGGGCAUCAAAGUAAACAAAAAAGCAGAUUUAUUUUCAGGAGACGUGCAUUUGCAUAUACCCAAUGUUUCAGUUAAUGGGACUGAAAUGGUGAAUGUAUGCUGUUUCACAGCUGUAAAAAAUACAAAUGAUGUUAUAUUGUUUAUUUUGAAGUCCUAUGAGUGUGUUCUUCACUUUGGCAGAGAUCAUCAAACUUGAUCUCAGCCAAUCCAAUGUUUUGAAAGGCUAUUGUGCAUGUGUGGCAAAACGCUGUUCAGUGCCUCCCAAUCUAAUACACUGCCCCCCUCCCCCAUUCUAAUACAUUGCCCUCCUCUCUCCACUCUUUUUUAUAUACUGCCACAUCCCUCCACUCUUAUACAUUGCCCCGUUGCACCACUCUAAUACUAGCCUCCCCCAAACUAAUGCACAGCCUCCCCCAAUCUAAUGCACUGCUCCCCAAUAUAAUACACAGCCUCCCCAAUCUAAUACACAGCCUCCCCAAAUCUAAUACACUGCCCUCCUCCCCCAAUUUAAUACACAGUCCUCCCUCUAAUUUAACACACUGCCCCCCUCCCACCACCCUCUCUCCAAAUGUAAUACACUGAUCCCUCCCUCCUCCAAAUUAAUAUAUUGCCCCUCACUCCCUCCCCUCUAAUUCACUGCCUCCCUUCCUCCUCCAAAUUAAUAUACUGCCCACUCCUUCCCCAAUUUAAUACACAUUCCCCAAUUUAAAACAGUACACAGGAAAGGUCCCCCAAGCCCCUCUUCCUUUUACCUAAAGAUGAGCUGCCCGUCCUCCAGUUCCAGCCCUGAUCUUCUCUCCUCAAGUGGGCCUGACGCUCCUCUGGCACUGGACUAAGGCUUAGAGCUCUUAAGGCCGCCGGAGUACGCGAUCAGCUGUGGCAGGACAGACAGGAAAUAUCUUCCAUGUCUUGCGGCUGGUCGCAGCCACAGCAUAAAGCGGCCCAAGGGCAGGCGGGCCGCAAAUAUAUUCACUGUGUGACACAGGGUCUGCGGACCGCAAGUUUGACAUGCUUGCCCUAGAGUAUUUUGACUCUAUUAAUUUAAACAUUUUGUCACUUGAUUAUGUGUGUCCCACUGCCAUAAAAAAAAAAAAAAUUAAGAAAGAAACUGAAAACCCAGCUUUGCACUUUAGUACUAUUCAUGAGUUCUGCUUUACCCCAGAUGUAGUAGACCUUUUAUAAGGUCAAUUUACAUACAUACUAAGUAAUUUCCCUUGAUUUACUGGACUUUACUGCCAUCAUGACAUACCACUUGCAAAAUAAGAUCUAUUUGGGCAAUGAAUAUGGGUAUUUGUAGUCUAUUCAUUUUAAUAUUCAUUCACAUUUCAGUUUAUUGGUGAAUUUCAGAGACCAGAUUUGUAUUCUGCUACAUCUCCCAAGUACAUUGAUAUCUCCCUUGUGCACCUUUUGCCCGUUUUUUGGGGGAGUUGGAGACAUGCCCUAAUUUUGUUAUGUCUCUUUGUUUAUUUUUCAUAGACGCUAUCUGUUCCCAUUCUGAUCAGUGAUCAGUCAGUGACCACCAACCUCGGCAAGCAUGGCUGCAGUCAGUGAUCUGCUGCUACUAAUUGCACAGAAUCUCUAUUCUGUUCCCUAUCACAGACUUUCCAAGCUGCUGGAAGCAUUGGUGCUGAGGAUUGUAGGUCAUAGCAUGUAGUGUUAUACUGUAGUUCAGAUCUGAAUGACCCUGUAAUGGUGCAUGCAGGGACCUCAAGAAAGAUAUUUCUGUGAUAUCUCAUUUGUGAGACAUUCUGUAUAUAAUACAUAAUAGCUGAAUUUCACAGAAUACAGUGGGACCUGCAUUUAAAAAGCACUUUUGGACAAGGAAGCCUAUUUUAGCCCUUAAAUCACGCCUUUCAAACUGAUACUGUAUGUUGCCAGUAAGGGGUUAAUUAAGCUUUCCAGGCUUUGCGUGGCACUAACACAUUGCUUUAGAAUACCCAGAAGUACCUUAUAACUUUUGGCAAAAUAUGAACUCUUAAAUUUGAUAUCCUCUUAUGCUAAAUAAUAAAGAGGCUUGGGGCAAGCCAACCUCAAAACCGUACAAAACUUUAUUUCUGACAACUUAACUGAGCAGUGGGAGCUUACAAACAUUGCAGAGGAUGGAUAUGGACGCUUCAAUGACGGCGAUAGCUGAUAUACUCUAUCGCUAAACUAGUUAACGCACCCUGUAAGAACACUCAUUCCGGAUUAUCAUCUUUACUGAGUUACACUACACUUUUGAAAUACAGACUUUUUUUUUACAUUUGUUUUCAUUGUAAAAUGAAAGCACAGAGACUGAUGUGUUUAUUCAUUAAGAUAAUGAAGCUACUUGCUGCACGUGCUUUAAAAGAACAGCAGUUUAGCCAUGAAUCAAAAAAACAAAAAACAUCAAAGUAAAAGCCCCCGUUUUAAUGUAUUUAAUGAGGGUGAGCUUACUGGAUUACAGUAUUUUGCACAUAUCUGCAAUUGUUUUCUAAUUAUUGCAGAGAGAGGUGCAGGGAUGCUGGUUGCAAUUUAUCUAUUUAUGGGUGCAUGGAGUGUACCUCUUGGCUUCUAUUAACAUUAGUUUUUGGCAUGGGAAGAAAACAAAAUAUUUAUAUUUUUAAUGUUAUGAUGUUUACCUCUUUCUCUUUGUGCAGAUGCAAUCUCUGAAGUCAGAAUUGGAGUUUAAAGAUGCUGAAAUGAAUGAACUUAAAACAAAACUUCUAAACUGUGAACGAAACAGGAUUCCUGUGCAGUCAGUCAGGUAUAUUUGUUAUGGUGGAGACAUCUGUACUUCUGUGUAUAUGUUUUUACAGUACAUUGGGGGGUUUAUUCACUAAAUGCCGAAUUGAAGCCAAACAGUAGGUGAAUGCCAUUCGAUUGUCAAAAGUCAUCUUUGGAAAUCUAAUCUUUUGUGUUCUACACCCAAUCUAAUCCAGGCUGUGUCGAGGGACCCUGAUUGUGAGGUCUCAGAUAGUUUAAGACCCGAAUAAGCAAUUUCUGGCACUCCAGAUGUCGUGGACUAUAUCUUCCCAGAUGCUUUGCCUGUGUCAUGGCUGUAAGAGCAUUAUGGGAGAUUUAGUCCACAAAUGAUUGACUUUAUUUCUCACUGAGCUUCACUGUAGGGUACAACACCUACAGUGAGGGAGAAUAAGAGGCUCCAGGGGAGUUUGAGUGUGAUGGUUGUAGGCUGCUCUUGGUGACACGGGUGAGCCGAAAGCCCUCUGUCUUUUGUUACAAAAAUGGUUGCAAAGUGACUUUUCCAAGAUUGAAUGUUAGGACUGGAGAGGCAAAUAGUUACAUUACAGAGAAGAUAUAUGUGAAGAAAAUAGCAUGCCAUUCGAGACUUUUGAUGCUUUAUUUGUUCAGUAGCUGUAACAACUGAACACCGACCACCCCCCGGCUCAUUAUCUUCAAAGAAAACUGUUGAUUAAUCGUUCUCCCAGUGUAGCCGAAUGCCACGUGCAAGAGAAAACUGCGGCCAUCUUGUUUGCACGAAAGGAGGCAGCGGGACUUGGUCAUCAAGUGUCUGGAACUAAAAUCGUACACUCGACUUCUCAAACACCGGUCAAACCAUACGAACACCUGCUUCCUUUUCCCGAACAGCCAGGAGAGUGCUGUUCGGUAGAUUAGUUCCCACGAACCAGGGGAACAAUCGCUCCUAUGAGCCAGGGGGCUCCGUUCAUGCAUUUAUUCAUUUUUAUGUCUUUUCGAUAUAGACUGACCGCACAGCCUAAAUGCAUGGAACUGUUUUGGGCAGGAGCCUCGUUUGCGGUCAGUCACAUGGGACUUCCAUAAAAUUCGAAAACCCCCUGAACUGAUCUGGGUGAUUUGUAGAUAUGUUAGGGGGUGUGACUUUUAAGGGGAUACUAUAUGUUUUAGGGUACUUUCCAAGUUUUAGGGAAAUCAUGUUUUUACUGCCUGAAGAUAAUUGAGUUACCAAGUUAGCUGACUCCAUUAUCUCACAGACAGAGAGGAGGGGAUUGUCUGUUUGCAUUGGGAGUGUGCAUCUUUGUCACUGUAAUAUUAUUGGAUGUAACCGUUGUGUCCCUGUCCCCCACAAGGUCCAUGUGGGAGUGCCACUUGCAUGGGGAUUGCAUUAAAGCCAGUGUGACACCAUUAAGAUUGAUCCCUGUUGUACCCUUCAUGAAGUCUAGGCUCAUGUUAACUAUCUACUUGCUGGGGAGAAACUACUUGGAGGCUGCAUUCAUCUGAAACUAUUCGUAUCUACACCCGAACUGCAGCUAUAAUCACUCAGGCUCAGCAGUUCGGGAGGAAUAGGCGAACAGGGUAUUCACUAUACCAGCGUUCGUAACAAUAUAUAUACAUAUUGAUUGGGAUAUAGGGCCAAUCAUAUAAGUAUCAGCAGGCUUAUUGACUUUUAGUGACUACCCAUCUCGACAACUAACCAGUUAUCCUCAUGGCUUUCUUUACUCACCAACCUCCUUAUCUUCUGCAAGUGCUCCUCUCCCACCCGUUAAUACAGAGUAGGCUGUAUCCGUAGAACUCAUGUAAUGAGUGUUUUAUGGGGCAUUACUAAGUAAUAUUUGCACGCAUGUCUGCAACGAUUGAGUGUGCACAAGAAACCCAUGAGUAACAGCACAUGCUUCUGGAAAGUGGUUCAAUGUAAAUUACAUGAGUGACAACUUGCACGGGUUAAGGAAGCUCAAUUAAUGUAGUGACUAUGCAUGGGAAAUCAACACUUUUAUUCACUGAAUUCCAAAUUCGUCCGGAAUCUACUCGGCCGAAUUCUCAUAGCAUUGGUUGUUAUUGAAUACAGUGAAUCACAGAGGAAUUUUAACGACCACAUGCAAGAUGAUUGACUUGGAAAUGUAGUUAUAAGCACAUUUCAAAAUAUGAGAAUUUCUGUUAGAUCCAGGUUUAAUUUGAGGCUUUUAGUUAACUUGGUUAUUAAAGUUGAUCAUCAGCUACUAUAUAAACAGAACUGCAUUGUAAUAUGUACAUAACUGCAUUAUAACAUGUACAUCACUUCUUUAGAAAUCUUAUCACCCAACAAAAACCCCACCCAAGCAGGAAACAAUAGGUAAAUGGGAAUUGUCAAAUGUAAAAUGUUCCCCUUUGAUUCUGUCUCACGUGCAGUAUUUCGCAAAGGUGGAACAUAAAAAAUGUUGUGUGUAUAGUCUGUUGCUAAAGGUAUUAUUGGAUUGAAUUAUUCCAUUGGAAAGGGUUUGUAUACAUGUAUUUGCUUGUCAGGCUUAACCCUUUAAAUAGGACUUCCCACACAAGAAAAGAGGAAUUGACUGAUUUUAUAUUUGUAAGUACCAGUGGUGCAAUUUUUCUUUACUACCCCCUUCCCCUAUUCUGCCUAUAAUUAUUCAGUACAUAUCAACUAUUUUGCUUCAGGGUUCACUCUAAACACCAUCAUGUUUUAUUGUAAAGCUUAUGGUGCAGAGAUUACCAUUCACUCAGUGCUUUUUUCUACUUUACACUUUGCACAAAAUAGAAUAUAAUUCUGUCAGAUCAUUGAGCAGUUCCACUCCUAGGAUUAUGACUGGGAUAGACUGCUUAUCCCAUAAAACCCCUGCAAAGUAGAAAAGUGAAUAAAAAGUAGUAUGGGAAAAGUAGAAUAAGAUGUUCCUGAUCUAGGGAGAUUUCUACCCGCUGCUGCACUUAAUGGCAUGUAUGCAGGGAACGUUGGUAGUAAAUUUUAGUAUUAUUUUCCAUAUUUUAAUAAUUACUUUUUUGUAUAUAUGUUAUCUCUAUCAUAGGCGUGCGCAAGGGGUGUGCGCCAGCUCUGCUCUGAGCCUCCCCACCGACCCACAGGGGGGGAGGCAGGAGAGGACCUGGGGAGCUAUUGCCAGCAGCUCCGCCGGGUUCCUCUCGCGAGAUCUGAGCGUUGCCGCAGGCUAGAGUUCACUCUCACCACUAGGACCACCAGGGAAGGCAGAAAGUAUCCCCUCUCCCUGGCAUAAGGUAACAAGGGAGGGGGGAUAUUAAGUAAUCUGCCCCCACCUCCACUGGACCACCAGGGAAGGCAGCAGCACGGUCCCCCCUCCCUACAUAAGGUAAGAAGGGAGGGGGGAUACACACACAUACAAACAGCACACGCACACAUACAGCACACACACAUACAAACAGCACACACAGCACCCACACACAGCACACACAUACAGCACACACACAACACACACAGCAAACAAACAUCACCCACACACACACAGCAUCCUCACACAUACAGCACACAAACAGAACACACAUCACCCACACACACACAGCACCCAAAUACAGCACACAAACAGAACACACAACACCCACACACACACAGCACCCACACAUACACCACCCACACACACACACAGCACCCACACAUACACCACCCACACACACAUACAGCACCCUCACAAACACACACAGCACACUAACAGUACCCUCACAAACACAAACAGCACCCUCACACAGCACACUAACAGGACCCUAACAAACACACACAGCACACUGCCAGUACCCUCACACACAAACAGCACCCUCACACACAGUACAUUAACAGCACCCUCACAAGGGCACACACACACAAACACCGUCGCCCACAUAGCACACUACCAGCACCCUCACAAGCGCGCACACACACAAACACCCUCACCGACAUAGCACACUACCAGCACCCUCACACAACACACACACACACAGCAGUGUAUGUGUGUGUAUGUAUAUGUGUAAAAUAUAUAUAUAUAUAUAUAUAUAUAUAUAUAUGUAUAUAUAUAUAAUACACAUACAUAUAUACAUACACGCGCGUGUGCUUGUGCUUUUGGGUGCACACCCUAAUGCAAUAGGCUGCGCACGCCUAUGAUUUCUAUAAUGCCUAUAAAAUAAAGUGUAUAUUUUCCUCCCACAUUUUUCCCUUUCGUUUUAUUUACUGUGCUUUCCUACUAUAUAUGUGUCAUGUUGUUUUAAAUAAAAAGGACAAAUGAUAGGUGGUAUCUACUAAUUCUUACACUUUUUGUAAGUAUUGUUUGUUUUUAUUUUCUUCUAGCCCCAAGAAGAGUCCAUCCAAAGUCGUAAAAUUAGAGACAUUUUCAUCACCACCUGGAAAAAACUGCUUCCCCACAAAGGAAUCAUUUACUGCAGAUAUGAACCUGAAACCAUCCACAUCAACUAUGGCUGUAAAAGCUCCCAUUGUCAAAUCAGGUCAGAUAUUUUUGUAAAUAUAUCCCAUGUUAAAAGAAGGCUGAACAUGUUUUCUGCCCUGGAUUUUCUUAUGAUUACAUAAGGGCUAGAUUCUGUUUUGAAGAAAAGUCCUUAAUAAAAAAUGGAGGGUGGUUUUCAAGCAAACAAUAAUUAUUGCCCCCUCCUCUUUGUGUGAUUAUGGAUCAUUAUUUAUUAGUAGUAUAAUUCGAUAAAUUGUACAUCCCCAUAUUUAAUCAUAAGUGUUAUGAUGGUGCCCCGAAAGAGAGUGAAAAGGUAGACAUACUGGAACCUCCCUCUCCUUUUGUACUGCAGUCUUUUUCUUGGACCCACUCUUGAGAACCUGGCAGAUUCAAGACAAGUCACUGUUGUACUUAUGUGCAUGCCAUAGGCAUAUUGGACUUGUGAAGAGGCCUGUCCCACCAUCUAUUGCUACAUUUUGCCUAAAAUCUUUUUACCCAUAAGACAAUAUAGAAGUUACUUUUGUCUUAUUUCAUUAAAAUUCUUGCUCAGGUGUUUUUCAUAAAGAUUCUAACUUUACAAAAAAUUCACAAGUGACAUUGCUGAUUUAAAUGGGAUAAAGACUUCUCAGUCUUCAUUCCUAAAUAUCAUAAUACACAAUAUUAGGAAUAAUGAGUGUCUAACCCUAAACUUCCUAGUUAAUAUAAAAGGAUAUUUUACUCCGAACCCCAAAUACAGCUCCAAAAUUAUUAUGAGCAUUACUUUUUCUGAGCAAAAGGUUUCACCUUUAUAUUUAUGUUGUCUGCUUUCCCUUGUUCAUUUUAAGAAUGAUUAAUUGAAGCCAAAGUACUGCCUGCGUAUGUUUUUGAUAUUGGAAUGUAGGACAUUAUCCUAAAACUACAGGGUGACUCUUACCAAGUUCUGCAAGGCUUUUCCAGGUGGACCAAUUGGCCAGAGAGCAACCACAUAUCAACUUCACAGCACUCACAUAGUGUAACCAUACCCUCCUUUCACACAGCACUCUCAUACCAUCCUUAACGCAAUCACAUACCAGUCUUACAGGGUUCAUCAAUCACGCUGUAGCCACAUGCUAAGUCCAUGGUAACAACCAACAAAUAACCUACAUAUCUGCCCCACAGUACAGCCUUCACAUUAUUUUCUCCAUAAACAGUGUAAACCCUCACAAAAGCAACAAAGCCUUCAUCAAGUAUUAUGAAACGUAAAUAUACUGAUCGCCAAUUUUAAAGCUUCUAGUUGUUUUUUCUGUGCUGCUAGACAUUUGGCAUUUCAGCUCUUUUUAUUUUGUUAUACUCAACCAACCCUUUAUACUAGAUUGUCACACUUACACUGUUAAUCUUUUCUUGUGUUUAAUGCUUUAUAUCUGUCAUUAUGUUUUUUGUCACAGAGAAUGACAUUUUGCUAAACAACAAGAAAGUGAAGAACCUUCCCUAUUCAUAUCAUACCCAAAGAAAAAAUGGUCAAGGUGAGAUUCUGCUAACUGUUUUUGUAGUCACUACAAACUGUCAUGUUCCUAAAAUCAUUCAUGAACAGUGUUUUCAGCGUGGCAUGGUGUAUUCUGCUGAAAGAGGUCACUGCCAUCAGAGACCACCAUUGCCAUGAAGUGUACAAGGUAUUCAACAAUCUCUAAGUAGGUGGUACAUGCCAAAUUAUCCACAUGAAUGCCAGGACCCAAGGUUUCCCAGUAGCAUAUUGUCCAGAGCAUAACACUGCCUAAACCGGCCUGCCUUCUUCCUAUAGUGCAUCCUGCUGCCACCUCUUCUCCAGGUAUACUAUGCACACACUCUGCCAUCCUCGUGAUCUAGAAGAAGAUGUGAUUCAUCAGACCAGGCAGCCAUUGCUCCAUGGUCCAAUUCUGACGCUAACAUUUCCAUUUCAGGCUCUUUCGGACGUGGACAGGGGUCAUUAUGGGCACUCUGACCGGUUACGCUAACUGUAAUGCACUGUGUGUUCUGACACCUUUCUAUCUUGGCCAGCAUUAUGAGCAUUAUGUUUUUCAGCGGUUUGAGCCAUAGUAGCUCUUCUGUGUGAUCGGACCAGACGGGCUAACCUUUGUUCCCCAGGUGCACCUAAGAGCCUUGGGCACCAAUGACCCUGACGCCGGUUCAGUGUUUGUCCUUCCUUGCACCACUUUUUGUAGGUACUAACCACUGCAAUAAUGGGAACACCCACAAGAUUUGCCAUUUUGGAAAUGCUCUCACCCAGUCGUCUUGCUAUAACUAUUUGGCCCUCAUCAAAGUCACUCAGAUUAUUUUCACUUGCCCAUUUUUUCUGCUUCCAACACAUGAAAUUCAAGAACUGACUGUUCACUUGCUGCCUAAUAUAUCCCACCGCUUGACAGGUGCCAUUGUUUAGAUAUAAGCAAUGUUAUUCACUUCACCUUUCAGUGGUUUUAUUUUUGUGGUUGAUCAGUGUAAAAGAUUAAUCUUAAACUGGACAUUGAAAGCAAAUUAUACACAAUAUUGACAUUUGUUUUGCACCACUAAUAAUUUUUGAAAAAAUACAUUUUAUUUAUGUAUUUUGAAUUGAUUGAUACCUUAGAUGGUGAGCCUGUUACAGCUGUUCAGACUAUAUUGGUAUCUGUAAAUUGUAACAGUACCUUUACACUAAUUAACUAUGCAAUAUUGUAGGAAUAUCCUUUUCUAAGUUGAAUAUGAAAUUUUAAGAAGGACAGGAAGUAAAUUAUGUGAAGUAGAAGAAAUAUCUAAGGUGAUAUAUUUUCACUUUGACAGUUACAUGAAAUAAUAAUUUAGGAGUGACAAUACACAUAUGCUUUUGGUAAAAUCACUGAGAAAAGAUUGGAAACAAAAAAUAAACAUAUAAGAAUGUAUUUCCUCUCCUUUUUAUGUUUAAAAAUCCUAGAAAAAAAGCUAUUUGCUAUAUUUUUUCUUUUACUUUGCAUUUAAAGAGACACUCUAAGCACUAAAAGAACUUUAGCUUAAUGAAGCAGUUUUGGUGUACAGAUUAUGCCCUUGCAGUCUCACUGCUCAAUUCUCCACCAUUCAGGAGUGCAUUCACUCUUGUUUCUUAUUAUGCAGCCCUUGCUACACUUCCCGUGACUGUGACUCACACAGCCUUCAUGAAAAAAUGGUUUCAUUUUCAAUCAGAUCUAACAGCACAGUGUUUUUAUUUUAGACAUUUAUAUUUUCUGCUCUGUUAAUUACAUUUUAAUCACACUGGAGGCUCUUACAUACUUUAUCAGGCAAUUAUUAGAGCAGGAGAUAAGAAAUUAUAAAUUAAACACAGUGUGCAAUAAAGGAAGUUUAAAAAUUAGAUCUCUAUUUACAGGAAGUGUUUAGGAGGCUGUGUGAGUUACAACCAUUGAUGUUGUGACAUGGACAGUAGCAAUAAAGUGAUUUUUCUCCUAAAAGCCAGAUAAUUGAGUAUUAAGACUACAUGGGCCUGAGCUGUAUACCAAAACCAUUUAAUUAAGCUAGAAUUAUUUUGUAUACUUUCUAUGCAAUCUCCUCUAAUUGGGGAUGCAACUGCUCAGGCUCAUUGCAUAGGUUAUGGUACAAGGAGAUCCCCAGCUUUGUACACAGUUUUUGGGUUUUUUUUUUUGCAGUAAUCACGGUGUGGAACUUUUGUUCGAUAAGUCAGAAGAGGUGUCUAUACACUCCCUUCUGUACCCCUAAAUAAAUACUGAAAAAGAGACCGAGCUCUACAUAGCCUGUUCACAAAAACACGGUACGGCUUUUAUUAGGGUAUUCCAUAGUGUCACUCAUUCUGCUUGAUGAAUGGAUUGGCAGCUUAGCACUGGACUACAUAUCGCAUGCGACUGGACAAGGGGAUAUGGGAAUCAAACCAAAUCCCAAAGACCAUAAUAAGAGGUUCUUGAUUGGUAGUGGAGCCUCUUUCUGAUCUAGGCAGAGCUCGUUGCUGCCUCCAUUGAAAGUCCACCUUCCUGUGUAUUUUCAGAAGCUGUUGGACCUUUAAAGGUGAGUAUCUUAUUAUUUAUUUUUUCUUCCUGUUUAAUGCAUUGUAUAAAAAGCAUUUAACAUAAGUGUCCCUUUCAGCCCAAUGUGUCCAUUUAGGUGGUAAUAGCGUUAUUAGUUUUUUAUUUUUUAUUUUGUAUGGUAGAGGCCUUAGUAUAUUCUGGUCUAAACAAUAAUAUUAUGUGAACUCUUCUCCACCAGGCUCAGUCCUGCUGAAUGCUUUGAUGCAGCAGUCGUUACGCCAUGGGUCACUUGGGUUGUACGACCUUCUAAGCAGUAAUCAAAAUGUUGUCACUGGGUCGCCCACAUGUAGCAGCCAUUCCAGCAGGUAAAUUGUCUUUCUGUAUAAAAUCAUGUCAUGUUUAUAGGAUUUUAUAGGAUGAUCAACAAUUCAAAGCCCUUAGAUAAUCAUAUUCGCUUUGGAAUAUGUCUAUUUAAUUGAUGUUAUGAGAUUGGGAACUUCCUAUUUUUCUCAUAAUUCUUACUCUUGAAAAAUGUAAUUUAUAUCACUUUAAAAUUUUAUAUGGCUGUGUGUUUUUCUAUCCUAUGUCCUCUAUCUUUUUUUGAGAAAGGACACAUUAAACAUAAACCAUUCUUACCAUCCUUAUAGCCUUCUGCCUCUCUAUUUCACGAGUGUAAGAAGUCUGGUAUGAGAGUAAGUAUAUUUGUGUAAAACAUCUGCAUUUUGAAAGAAUACCAUGUAAGAUUUGAAAAUCUUCUUACUGAUUGGGAUCUUAUAAGUUAUACAUCAUUUUGCCAUAUUUUAAUAUAUUAGUUGCAUCUUCUCUGCAUUUAUGUUGCUUAAGUACAACCUUAUUUAUUUAUUCCAUUAUUUCCUUUACUUAGAACACCAGGCACCACCUCCUCCAGUGUUGUCUCUCCUGCUCGAUGCUCUGCUUUACAGGACGCACAGAAGCUGGCCAUCACUGGACUCAAUUCUAUUGCUGUGGGGGAAGAUUUGGCAUGGAAAAGAGACUCUCAAAGUUUAACAGGGUUAUUGCACCUGAACAAGAUGAGCCGGCUGUCUGGAGCAGUCCACAUAUUGCCUUUAGUGGAGUACCAUAUUGCUGCUUAUUGCCAUGCACUGGAGACCUUGGAAAAAUCCAAAACACAUCCAUCAGACACUCAGGAAAAAACUUCUUCUAGUGCACAGCAAAAUGUUAUCUCAAAUGCUGAGGAUUCGCUAUCCAGUUUGGUAGAGCCAUCUCUAGCCUCUCUGGAGAUACUUUAUCACUUGGUGUUUUAUAGUCUAGAGGUGGUGGAAGCCUUAUUGCAGAAUACUGCAUACAGAGAUGAGACAGUUGUUCUACUCUCAGAUGCAAACACGGUGGAUUGCUCUGAAUACAGACCACAUCCUUUACUUAAAAAGCUGACAUCUCUUUUGUCCUCCCCUGUUGUGACAUGCCAGAAAAACAUCGUCCAAAACAAAGUCCUCAGCGUACUUGUGAAAUUAGCAGAAAACUCCCCUAAUGAACUCUUGUACAGGUACUGUUCUUUCUUUUCUACAGUCUGUUGUCCUGACUACAUUUUAUGUUUUAUUCUUCAUCUUUUAUUUUACUUGGGUUAGGUCAAUAGUUGGGUAGAUCAUUGCAGACAAUCAUGUGGUAGCUCAAAACUUUAAACUUAUUUUUUAUACCAUGAAGAGGCAUAUGUAGGGAUUGGAUUUUCCCCAUCCUUUUGAUGAUUUACACGAUGCUAUAUUUGCAUAUCAAAUAUUUGCCUCUUUUACUGUUUGUCUCUUAUUUACAUAUAGUUUUUUUUCCUAACUGUGCAUUUAUAUGCAGUUUGCAGUUAAAAUAUUGAAAUGUUCUCAAAGAGCAUUUUCAAAUAAGGUUUACUUACCUUAGGAACACUAUAAUUACCAGAACAACUACAACUUAAUGUAGUUGUUCUGGUGUGUAAAGCUUGUCCCUGCAGGUAUUUUGCUGUAAACACUGCCUUUUAAGAGAAAAGGCAGUGUUUACAUUACAGCCUAGGAACACCUCUAGUGGCCACGCCUCUAACAGCCACUGGAGGUGCUUCCUGGGGCAGUGAGGAGAUGCUGAUUGGCCAGGGCGGUGUUCAUCUUAUCUGCUUUGGUGUUAAUGUAUUGCCUCAUCAUGACCUAGUGUUACUUCAUCUUUCUUUCAAAGCUGGUCAUGUCUAACAUAUUUACACCACAUGAAGUAAUAUAAAAAUGGGGAAGAAGAAUGGUAGAAAUGUGUGCAAAAUUUUCAUUUUACUGCGAUUUGGAAUGUAGUGAAUAAAUGUAAUCCGUUUAUUGUUUGGUUUUAAGUCUAGUGGAGAAAUUAAAAUGUUUCUGUUUAUCAUUUGCAAUGCAAAUGAAAAAGAUAUUAACAUUUUUGCCUGCACCACGUAUUAUGUCUCUGUCUCAGACUGCACCUUUCUAAUAAUUGCUAAAUUGUGAGGAACGUUGAUGUCUUUUCAGUGAUUUUCAUUAUCUCUACACUCUCUCCUUUUUUAUUUUCAUAGUUUUAACAGUUUGUUUACCGUGCCUACCCUGCGUCAGUGCCUCUCUCGAGAUUCUCCUACAUCAGUGGCUCAUAUGGUUGUCAAACUUUUGGCUGUUCUUUCUGAUCACCAAAAACUGUCCGCUCUUUUGUGUUCUUGCUCAGGUAAAUUACUGAAAUUGUUUUUUUUAUUUUUUACCUAAAUGUCUUGGCUAAGUAUGCAAGUCAAUGUCAUCAAUGUGAUAACAGAUAUAGGCUUUGGGUAUACCAGAAUGUUCUUAGAUUUCCCAGAGACUCACAAUUUGACAGGUCACGUAAGUUCAAUGAAAUGCACUAUUAAUCUGACAUUGCUAGUGGCUUUAAAGUUUGUUUACUUCCCACCCACGUGACUAACCCCAUAUUGUUCCACAUCCUCUAUUCUGAAUGUGUGUCUCUGGAGGAGGACUGGAGUAACAUUUCCAGAUAUAUCUGUAGGGUAAUUGUAGAAUACAACUCUUAAUGUCCACUUGGUUUUUUCAUGAGAAUAUUUUCUAUUGUGAACUGUGCUCAUUAUAAACCAGCAUUAAAUGAGACAGUAGCAAUAGUUGAAUAUACCUGAUGGAAAAAUCUAAAUAUAUAUGUCCAAAAAUCUAUCAAGAUGCCACAAGAUACUUGCUAAUUUCAGAAAAUGUUGCAGAAGAAAUGCCAGGUAUCCAUGGAGUAGAGGCAUAUAAAUUGCCACAGGAAAUUGAUAAUUUGACUAUUUAGCAACAAAUCUUCAAAAUUAUGCGACUGUAGACGUUUAUUUUCCAUCAGAAUCACAAACAAGUAAUACAAAGUUUGUAAAAUGUGUUGGAAAGUACAGGAAGUCAGUAGAUUAUGUGCUGAUCUUUAUUGUAUUUUAAAAUGAUUUUAGGGAAUAGCCGGAAGAAAUAAAAAAUAAAACAAAAAUCCUGUUUUAAUGUUGCAAACCUUUUUUUCAUGCCACAAGUCUUUUUCCCCCUAUAUCUAGUAUGCCAAUUCAGUGUUCAUUUUGUCCACUAACAAUUUUAGUCAAAUACAUUUUUGAGAUUUUGUUGACUAAAAGUAAAACAAUUCAGAUGACUAAAAUACGACUAUAAAUAAAUGGCUUUUAAGUCAAAAGACUAGGACUAAAACUAAAUUGAAAUUUGCUGCCAAAAUUAACAUGAGAGGGAGGCGAGGAAAUGAGACACAUGGGGGAGAAGAGUUGCAUGGAGGGGCUGGACGGGACACAAAGAGACAUAGACCCCCACACACUCAUACAAUUACAGACCUAUACACACAACCACAUACAUAAUCUGAUAUAUACACAUACAAACACACAGACAUAAAUACACUUAAUCACAGACCCACACAUGCACAAAUACAAUCACAUACUUAUGCACACACAUAAUCACAGACAUACACCAUCCCAGACCUAUACACACAAUCACAGACCCACAAAGGCACACAUACAAACACAGACCUAAAUACACAAUCACAGACAUACAUACAAUCACAUACAUUCACACACAUAAUCGGAUGUAUACACAAUCACAUACACACAUAAUUUCUACAUAAAACAACACACUUCACAUUUAAUCUGUCUAUUUAUGUAUCCAUUCUUUCUCCUUUAUCUAUAUAAUGUACCAUAUGUUCAUCAAUAUCCUGAAAAUAAAAUGAAAGUAUAUAAACAUGUGAAAAUAUAAAAUAAAUCUAAUUUAAUCAUCAUAAUCAUGUUGCCCAAAAUACCAAUAAUAAUGUAGGAGUAAAACUGUCAGUUUAGUUGAGUGAUUGAUUAUUUCAGGGUGGCCAACAAUCUGGGAUGAUGCCACAAGAUCCUUGCCAUUUUUAAUUAAUUCAUUUCCCCCACCCACCCCUUUCUAGUAUGCCUUGGUGCUUGUUUGUGACAGGGCUGCUAUUCCUUACACUUCUCUUCUAUUUUAAUGUACUAUUACUUCUAUGUAACUGGGAUCUAUUUGCAUUAGUUUUGCAUCACAUAUAAUGAACAGUAAACCAAUACAUCAUGCAACUUUGGGUACUUUAGCCUCUGUUCUUUUCUACAAUAACAUUCAUCAAACCUACCAUUGUCUGUUUUUUUGGCUCAGAGCCAUUACCCAUUUCUUUCGUGAAGGGUAGGGCAGCCAGACUAAAUAGGUGUGUUAAAGCAGAGUCGAGAAAGGAGAUGUGGUUAGAGUGCCAUUUAUUCAUACCUGGCUGGGACACGAUCACUAGAAUUGAAGUAAAGAUGUGGCAAAUCACCAGAUGAGGUGGAGAACAUCUAAAUGGCAAAUGGCGUGAAGGUGAAAGAAAUUUAGUUCUCCCCAUAUUGGAGAUAUUCUCUAAAUCCAUUUUGCCAACACCUUUGUUUGUUGUAUUAAAAAUUGAUACAAGCACUUUUUAUUUAAGCAAGAAACUGCUUUUAACAUUUAAAAAUAAGUUUUAACCCCAUUGCUCUUCUCCCAUCGUAGAAGGAUGCCUUUUUCAUGCUCUGUACUCCUAUGUUAUUUCAAGACCAGACAAGACCGCCCCUGAUUCAAUCUGGCUGCAGUUUGAACAAGAGGUAUGCAAAAUACAGCAAAUAUUCACAUGGUCUGUUACACCACGGAUGUUGGACACAGCACGCAGACUGGGCCUUAUUCGUAAAGAAUAACUUACUUGAAAUCAUGUUGAAUGAGUCUAUUUUUUGCUUCAUAAUUGCUCUUUACCCGUUUGUGGCAGAUAGGUUUACAGAACUGUCAUUAAGUUAAGAAGUGUCAGUAAUUAUUCUCUCCAUUAUAAUUACUGCUAAAGCGGGCCGUUACUUCUCUGGAAAUUAUUUUUUUUUAUUCUUUAUUUUUGCUGUGCUCAGAAUAUACAGACAAUCUUGCAAUGCCACAACAGCAGAUGCAAGCAUAGCAAUUGCAUGGCAAACGAUAAUCUAGCACAUUUUUUGGUAAUAAUAAUAAAUCAGAUAGUAUACCGGCCCAGAUGCAAGAGGUAAAUUCAAUGAAGUAAACCAUGCUAUGGUUACUUGCUAACUGAGAAUGGAUUAAGUAGAAAUAAAUAUUGCAAGCUUAGACCUGUGCCAGCUCAGUUUGUGCAGGACUACUAAGAGAAAACUACAAUGAAGAGCUGGAAUGUAUGACCAAUGGAGACUGUCACCCUGGAGACCCCCAGCGCUGAUGCAUGGAGUAUGAAAUGCCAAUCUAAAUGUAUACGAGAGAGUCCAAAGGUACAAAAAGAGAAAAGGCAAACCACAAAUAAAAGAAAUUAAUAUACAUGGUGUAAGCAUGUGUAGUAGUGGCACAAUAGCCGCAAGAGGCACAGUACAGCCAACACCUUCCAGGGGUAAAGCACAGUCCUGAUCAGGUCUGGCAUCCUGCUUGCUCCACAUCCCCUGUAUUGGCAGGUGCGGCAUCCAGACAUUGCAGCAAGGAAAGCCCAUUGAUAGCUGCGUUGGCUCAUGUUGUGUUCCAUCCCUCCAGGCUAAGGUAGGGUCAGGUCUGCAAGACUUUUGGCCUCCUAGUGAGCCACACGCUGCUGUCACAGAGACAGAUUGCUUCAGCCGCUUCCACCUGGCACAGGCCUGUCACAGAGCCAGAGCUUGUGUCUUCCUUUUAAUCCCGGGUGGUAGACUUCGGGGUGGGUGAUCACUCCUCUCCCGCUGCACAGGCUGUUGCAGUCGGCGGUUCAGCUUUUCCCAGAAAUCCGCAAAGAUUUCAUCAAGUGUGCAAGUGAGGUUAGCUUGUGUCAUUUCGCUGUCCGCUCGACAUGGAGCAUCCACCAUUUUGGGUAAGGCUUCCCUUCUGUGCAGCAGUACAGCAGAGACUCUGGGAUGCAGUAGGGUCUCCAGGGCGAGGACCGGGAUCACCCCCAUGGAUUCCAAGGAGGUGGGGGAAAUGAGGCUAACACCACGCAGUGCAAAGGGUCGACUGAACACCUUUGAGCUAGAUAGCAGGGUGGCGGCCAUCCACCCCACUCACAGCUUGAGCAGGCCUCAGCUACAAAGUUGGCAAAUCACCCUCCAAAGGGCUAAAACUCUUGUUGAAAGACUGGCUUCGGUUCCAACACCGUUGUGCACAGUGAUCCUUACUGUUUAGGUUGUUAGGUAGUGAAUUGUACAGCUUAUUUUUAGCCCAUUAUGCAGGAAUUUGCAGUAGCUGCUCUUUCAUGCGACCCAUCAGCAUGGUGGCUCAGCCACGCCCCCCAUUUUAAUUUUAUUUUGAUGUGAUGCUUCAAUAUCUUUUUAAUGUAUAUUAAAAUUCUAAGACUUGGCAUAACAAUCCACAGUUCUGGGCCUUCUGUGAAAUGAUGGGUUCCUCUUUAAUGGCUAUGUAGCAGGAUAUGUGAGCUAGACAUGAUCAUUUACUGUUUGACAUCAAGGUAAAAUAAAAGAGAAGCUAAAUUCACUAUUUACAAUAUUACUGCCCACAAGCGACACAGCAGCUUCACACAAUUCUUUAGUGUGCCCCUGUAUGCCAGGAAUGGUGCCAUUCUUGUUGUUUAUUUUGGGACAGGAUGGAUGUUUGUUAAAUGGUGCUGUCUUGAAGAUGGAAAAUAUCUUCAAGUAACUAAAUCUUUUAAGUUUUGAGUUUGCCAGUAAUUUAGUCAGUACAGUAAUUAGAUGAAAGCUUUAGCUACCUGAAGGUGAACUUGCUAUCUGCACUCUAUGUAGUAGUGCCUGAGAGUGAGCAAUGAAUGGUUCAUCAAUGUGGCACAAAGUUAAAUACUAAAAAAGCCCCCCAACAACACUUUGAAUCCUCAAAAAGUGAUAAAAUGUGACUCAAUUGCACUAACUCUCUCUUACUAAUGCUAGUUUCCAAAUAUAAUGUUAAGCAGAUGUUUUCUAUACCCCUAUCUUAUCCUAGGUGGUGAGAUUCCUUACAAAACGAUAUGUCCAGGGCUGGAAUGGGCCAGCGGCAGAGUCCAGUGUAACAUGUCACUGUAACCGAGAGGUGAAUAUAUUGAAUGCACGAUUGGCUUUGAACCUUAUUUAAUUAUACUAGAUAUGUAAUAUAUCUAGCUGUAAAACAUGACGUGAGAGAUAUGUUUUAACAAAAGCCUGUAGUUUAGCUGUGCACCAUGGGAACAUUCAGUGGAAAUUCCAUCCAUCACCACUAUAAUGCAAAAUCAAAAUAUGUUUUUGUAAUAUCACCGAGCUUCCAUGGGGCGAGGCUACUAAAAAACGUUCAGUAGAGCAAAUCAUGGUUUUUAUCUCUGACCUGUCAGCAGUGGUGUGGGAUUUCAGCUUUUUACUGCUUUCUUACAUUAUGAUGUUGUAACGAGGUGUUUAAAAUAUUGCACAUUUUUACAUAUGCCAACAAUGGGAUGAUUGGAUGGCAUUCAUUGGCUGAGUACAUCAGUUAACACAUUCAGCUAGUGAAUGCUGUUCAAAUAAGGAGAGUAAUGACAUUGCUAAUGUAGAAGUGUAAUUUACUUACUAACAAUAUUUUGAGUGAGGGACAGGGACAAGAACCCUCAGUUUGUGUCAAAUCUCUUAAAAUUGUUUUGUACUUGUGGCAUGCUGGCCCCAGAACCACUAAACUGCUGUUGUGGUUAUAGAACUCAUAAGGCUCCUUUAAAGGAACACUAUCGGGUCAGGAACACAAACAUGUAUUCCUGACCCUAUAGUGCUAAACCCACCAUUUAGGUAGCUUGUCUACCCGUAGCCCCCUUAAAAGGAAUUAAAACUCACCUUAUUUUCAGCGCCACACGAGUACACUGGCGCUGCCGCCCCCACUCCCCCCCAUUCCUUGACAUGCACAGUUUUUCACUAUUUAAAUAUCUGACACUCUUACAAAAACAUGGAUUCCUAGGACAUCUCGAUGAAUUGAUGUCACUAAGUUCCAGCUACUGUUUAGUAGAAUUUAAGGCUGUUCGUCAUGUUCUUGUGUAGAAGUUUCCAUGUUUCCCAUUCUGAAGAUAAGGUACUAUAUAAGCUAAUUAUAAAACCCAGAGGAGAGGGCAAUUACAUUAUUACUUAUUAGAACUGUGACACACGUAGAGGAGCUAGAUAUCUGCUCAGUUGGUUACAUACACAGUUUUCUGAGUAUUUUAUCCAAAGCUGGCUGAAGCCUUUUGGUUUUACCACUGAUUUGGAAUAUAAGAAAUAGGCAGUUGUAGUAAUGUUGAUUGCCAACGGUUUUUAAUUUAUACUCUAUCCUCUACGCAGGUUGUGAAGGCUCUGGUCCUAAUGUUGCAUCAGGAAUGGCUGCAUGUGCGCCGUUCUGUGGUCUUGCCUCCAACUGCAGCCCACCGCAAAUCUGUGCAGUUUUUGCAGGAAACUGUAAUGCUGCUACACACACUCUCUCAGAGAGACAAGAACUUCAGCGAGCACUGUCUAGAGGUUCUCCACCAGUAUGAUCAAGCUGUACCAGGGGUUCGAGCUGUCCUAAAGAAGUUUCAAGUCUUGAGAGAAGUUGAAGGUAUUUUCCCACUGCAGUUCAUAAAAUUUGUCCUGUAAGUCGCUGCAUUUAUAUAAUGGCAUUGAGUGGACAGAUGAUAUAAUGCUCCCUAGUACACCUGUUUUGUAUCCUGUUUGGAAUACUAACACUAGAGUAUACCAAUAAUAAUAAUAAUAAUAAUUGUAGGGUGCCACUUAUGUACUACUGUAAGUAUAUAGACAAAAAAAGUUAUUUAGUUGGGGGUGCCGUACAGGAAAAAGUAAACAUAUAUUGUUUUCAAGCAUACACAGCAUUUUGGAAUACUUAUGUAUUAUUAAAACAUUGUCUACAUUUUGCAUGUAGUUAAUUUACCUGGGUUUGUCCCUAACGCUUAUAUUAUAUUCAUUAAUUUGUUUGACUGAAGAAACUACAAAAAUGUUCAAAAGAGAGUACUUAAAAGUAUUUCCAUUUGCUUUUGUGGAGUAGCUAAUGUUUUCAGAUGUUGGUCCAACUAAAUCUGUAUUCACAGUGUCUUGUUUUCCUCUGUCUGUUACAGAGUUUGCUCUGGAUGAACUGUGCCCUCCCGAAAUUGAAACAGAAGAGGAGUAUAUGGAUUGCACAUGACUAACUCAGAGUAGCAUCACUUGAGCCAGUCUCCCUAUAUUAUUACAUCAAACCGAUUAACUGCUCCACACCUUUCAGAGCAAAAUGCAACUUUAAAGCCCUCUCUGUGAGAGUCACUUGUUAGAGAUAUUUAUUCUGAAGCUAUGAAUACUGUAUGGUUAAGAAGACAAAAAAGGGAUACUAAUAAAUUAAAUAUUUAAACAAUGAACCCAACAUGUGGCUUGUGGGACACACAAUGUUCUUUGGUUGAAAUGAGAACUUCAAAACGUUUUUUAACUUUUGGGCUCAAUGGGUUUUAAAAUGUAGAACGAUAUUUUAGUUUUUUCCUAUCAUUUAAUAUGUUGGAAUGCAUAGAAAGAAGCGUUUUAUGUUUUAUAUUUUAAAGCGGCACUGUCAUGCCGAACUUACCUUUCCUCAAUCUCUUCCUCUUCUCCCCCUCUCUCAGGAUCUGUUCUUCUUUUCUUAGUGUCUUCUUUAAUUUUCUUUAAAAUCAUAAGACUAAGUAGGGACUCUUUGCCUUAUGGGGGAUUCCUCCGCUUGACCAGCAGAGGAGCAAAGUGUGCUUCAUUUCCGCUGGUCAGAGCAAUUUUCCCAUAAUUCUUACCUUUCCUCUGUGUUCCCGCGAUGCUUCCUGUCAUUUUAGACGAAACUGCAGAAUUGCGUUCUAACUGAAUGAGAACCUAUUGUGUCCCCCCCGGCCCCCACCCGCCGCCCAUAAUGAUAAUGAGGGGGGGACCAUAAUAAUAAUGAGGAGGGGGG